Selaginella moellendorffii is the source of this 572-nucleotide messenger RNA. RefSeq lists its product as uncharacterized. The record is from RefSeq and is a predicted model, not a curated record. NCBI's taxonomy places the organism in Eukaryota, Viridiplantae, Streptophyta, Lycopodiopsida, Selaginellales, Selaginellaceae. Gene Ontology annotation, cellular component: mitochondrion. The transcript has 2 exons. Bases 185 to 430 code for a protein of 81 amino acids.
GUAACACUCGAGCGAUUUGCAUUAGAUUAGAAUUGUGAUAAAGACAGUGGUCUUGGCAACUUCUAAGAGGAUUUGACCUGGCAAGCAGGAAGCAAUAUUCGGGUUUGGACAGAAUAUCCAAACCUAAGAAUAUUCUGCUACCAAAUAGCUCUUUGGACAGAAUAUCCCCCAAGAACCCUUUAAAAUGGGGUCACUCGACUUUAGAGCGUUCAUUCUUCGGUCCCGCGCCAUAGCCGUGUAUAGGAGUGGCCUGAGAUUGACAAAACGGGCACCAAGCUCUUCUCGAGAUGAGCUCAAGAACACCAUUCGAGCGGAGAUGGAGAAGAAUCGCGCAGUGACAGACCCAGCAGCAAUCCGCUACCUCAUCAGCGAUGGCCUGCAAAGGAUAAAAGAACUCCAAACGAUGCUUAGCAUCCAAGGAAACGAUUAAGCAGCUAACAGCACUAGAAGCGUUUCUUCUCAUAAGAAACGAGGCCGUGAACACCGCCCUCGACUUGGGCAGCUCCUGAUCGAACCUGGUUGAUGAGAAGCAAUGGUUUAGUAUCGAAAAAUCGAAUUUUGUUUGUUAAGUA